AGCUGGUUCACUUCCUAUAGGGACUGAAAACCAAGUGAGGAGAUGAAGGAUCGCAAUGUACAACACCAGAUAAUACAGAGAGAAUAGACACCUCAGAUAGGACCUGACCAUCACCCAAAGAACAACUGCACAACGGUGGGAAGAUAUCCAGUCCCUUCACAGCAUUGCUCAACACAGAGAAGUUGGGCAGUGAAACCAUCAUUUGGAAAUCAGUCAGGUCAGGGGAGCUUUGAUACAUCAUCAGAUCUGAAACUGGUCAGUGGUGUGGAGCCUUCCAUCAGAACCAACCUUUCUGAAGGUUCAACUGUGGGUGAUCGGUCAGGGUGAGGCUGUGAAGAAGUGUGAGUGGCUCCAGGUGCGGUGACAGCUUCAAUCAUCCAUUGACCCUCAUGAGCCACUGACUCAUUCCUACAGGCAAGAGACUGUUCUUCUGUGAGGAGAGCUCCACAGGCCUGUAAGAUCUCAUGACAAGCAAAUUGCAUUUAUAGAACCACUGUUAAAGAAAAUUCCAUGGAAGAGAAACCAUUCAAGUGUGCGGUUUGCGAUAAAUCUUUUGUGACUUCUACAAGGCUCCUGGCACACCAAAUGAUUCACACAGGGGAGAAACCCUUCAGGUGUGAGGUUUGUGAGAAGGCUUUCACCUCUUCUUCCCAACUGCUGAGGCACCAGAGAAUUCACACAGGGCAGAAACCAUUCACAUGCAAAGUGUGUGAUAAAUCAUUCUCGAUCUUAUCAAACCUACGUGUACACCAACGCAUUCACACAGGAGAGAAACCAUUUGCAUGCGAGGUGUGUGACAAAUCAUUCUCAGACUCAUCAACGCUGCGCAGACAUCAACGCAUUCAUACAGGUGAGAAACCAUUUGCAUGUGAACUGUGUGACAAAUUGUUCUUGACAUUAUCGCAGCUCCGUGUCCACCAACGCGUUCACACUGGGGAGAAGCCAUUCAGGUGUGAGGUGUGUGACAGAACUUUCUCAAGGUCAUCGAACCUCCUGGUCCACCAGAGGCUGCACACAGGGAAGAAACCAUUCAAGUGCGAGGUGUGUGAUAAAUUAUUCUUGACAUCAUCAAACCUCCGAGUACACCAACACAUCCACACAGGGGAAAAGCCAUUCAAGUGCGAGAUGUGUGACAAAUCAUUCUCAACAUCGUCGCUCCUCCUUGCACACCACCGCAUUCACACAGGGGAGAAACCGUUCAUAUGUGAGCUGUGUGACAAAUCAUUCUCAGAGUCAUCAAACCUCCGUGUACACCAACGCAUUCACACGGGGGAGAAGCCAUAUAGGUGCAAUGUGUGUGGCAAAUCAUUCUCACAGUCAUCGACCCUCUGCCUCCACCAACGCAUUCACACAGGAGAGAAGCCAUUCACAUGCGAGGUGUGUGACAAAUCAUUCUCAAAGUCAUCUAAUCUCCUGCACCAUUGGAGAAUCCACACAGGACAGUAACCCAUCAAGUGCAAGGUUUGCGACAAAACUUUUAUAACAUCUUCAACCCUCCUAGGACACACAGGAUAUGCACAAAGUGCUUUUCAGUUACAAUGUUUGUGACAAGGCUUUCUCUUGGACUCUCAACAUACUCAUACAGGAGAAAACCUGUCAAUUUGGGUUCAGCAAUAUAGGUUUCUCACAGUUGUUGGACCUCAUAGAACAUCAGAAGACCCAUUCAGGAAGUUCUUGCCAAGUUCUUGUCCAUCUGUCAUCAGUGUGAACAAUACUCCAAUUCAUCUCAAGUUCGAUGGUUUCAUUGACCCUCAGCCACAACAGAUCUUUGAUGGGAGAGAGUUCUAGAUUUCCAGUCUCCCUUUUGUGAAGAAGCGUUUGCUGACAUCGUCUCUGAACUGCCUUGCUCUAAUUUUAAUGUUCUACCCCUUGUUCUGGAAUCUCCUAGAAUCAUAGAAUCCCCACAGUGUGGGGACAGGCCAUUCGGCCCACCAAGUCUCCAUCGAUAUCCUAAAGUUAACCACCCCCACCCCUACCCUGUCCCCAUAACCCCGCAUUCCAUAUGGGGAGGCAAUACGGGGACUGUUUCAUAGAACAGAAUCCCUACAGUGUGGAAACAGGCCAUUCAGCCCAACAAGUCCACACCGUCCCUCUGAAGUGCGUCCCACCCGGAACUAUUCUGCUACCCCUGCAUUUUCCCAUCUCUAACCCGCCUAACCUAAACAUCCAAGGGCACUAUGGGCAAUUUAGCAUGGUUAAUCCACCUACCCUGCACAUCUUUGGACAGUGGGAGGAAACCGGAGCAACCGGAGGAAACCCACAUAGACACGGGGAGAAUGUGCAAACUGCACACAGACAGUCCGAGGGUGGAAUCGAUCCCGGGUCCCUGGUGCUGUGAGGCAGCAGUGCUAACCACUGGGCCACCGUGCCACCCCAAAGAUCCAGAGACGCACGUAAUGUUCUGGGGACCUGGUUCGAAUCCUGCAGAUGGUGGAAUUUGAAUUCAAUAAAUAUCUGGAAUUAAUGAUGCCCAUGAAUCCAUUACUGAUUGUCAGAAAAACCCAUCUAGUUCACUGAUGUCCUUUAGAGAAGGAAACUGCCAUCCUUGCCUGGUCUAGUCUACAUGUAAGUUGAGACCCACUGCAAUGUGGCUUACUCUGGGCAAUUAGGGAUGGGCAAUAAAUACUGGCCUAGCCAGUGAUGCCCUCAUCCCAUGAAUGAAUAAAGAAAAGAAAAUGGCUAACCCACCUAUCCUGCACAUCCCUGGACUCUGUGGGCAAUUUAACAUUGGCAAUCCACCUAACCUGCACAUCUUUGGACUGUGGAAGGAAACCAAAGCACUUGUUGAGGUGGCAUGGUGGCUCAGUAGUUAGCACUGCUGCCUCACAGUGCCAGGGACCUGCAUUUGAUUCCACCCUCGGGUGACUGUCUAUGUGGAGUUUGCACAUUCUCCCUGAAUCUGUGUGGGUUUCCUCCUCGUAGAUGGACAUGAUGUAAUAAUGUUAUGUUCACCAUACAUUCUCCCGAGUUUAAUUUAAAAUUCUGGAAGGGAUCUUGAAUCAUUUUGAUAUAAGCUCAAUAUAGCGUCUGUCUGCUAUCCUUUCAAUUUUUUCUGUAGAUUUAUAAUCAAUAAUAAAUCACACUUCAUCAUCACCCAAACUACCAGAUUUGUCACCAUGGUCAAUGUUGCUCUGGGUUGUGUGAAAACACAGGGACAGCAAGCCAAAACAAAUUAGCCUCACUAUUGCAAAAUAGUGAAAUAAAAUAUUCAAGGACCUUCCAAAUUACUCAACUGUUCCUAAUCAGACUCUGUAAAUAAUAGAACUUGCACAUGAAAUUUACAACUGAAGGAAAAAAUAACUUUUAAUAUGUAACUUUAACAGAAUAUGGAUAAACAACAAGGCAAUCUACUUAAUAUCUAUGAUCUCAGUCAAUCUUCUCUAAACACAAACCCCCAAUCUCACAGGCAAACAGGUAGGCACAGUUAAGGGAUAAUAAAAGAAAAAUAAAUAAUUAUAAUUUAAAAAUGACCUCGUCACAAUGGGUACUAGGCCUUCAGAAAUCCUCAGAGAAUGGAGUUGUUCACAGGCUUGAAUUCUGAAAUCACGCAUCCAUGCAAACAGAUCAAGUAGCCUUCGAGAAUUAUUCAGACAAAAUGGUAUUCUCAUAUCAGAACAAUCAACAAGUUGACAACUGCAGCGAAACCAUAGAGAGAGAGAGAGUUGGUUGGCCUGCACUGGUCCUCCCUUGAUGGACCAAUUCAACAUCCAGCCGGCUGUCAGUCCUGAGGAUAGCAACAUCUUGGUCCCAAAUCAUCUGCAGUGUUCUUAGAGCAGUAAUUAAACUGCAUUAUCUUUCCAGGCCAGUUUUCAGCAGUAGAUAUUUGGCUUUGUUGUUCUCU
This is a messenger RNA of Rhincodon typus (whale shark), 3841 nucleotides long. Its product is annotated as zinc finger protein 271-like. Gene Ontology annotation, cellular component: nucleus. NCBI's taxonomy places the organism in Eukaryota, Metazoa, Chordata, Chondrichthyes, Orectolobiformes, Rhincodontidae. Gene Ontology annotation, molecular function: RNA polymerase II cis-regulatory region sequence-specific DNA binding; DNA-binding transcription activator activity, RNA polymerase II-specific. The record is from RefSeq and is a predicted model, not a curated record. Gene Ontology annotation, biological process: regulation of transcription by RNA polymerase II. The coding region runs from base 511 to 1446 and encodes 311 amino acids. The transcript has 2 exons.